Molecule: messenger RNA, 1135 nt
Organism: Paramecium primaurelia
Lineage: Eukaryota; Ciliophora; Oligohymenophorea; Peniculida; Parameciidae
Source: the annotation of a GenBank genome assembly
AUGGGUGUAUGUUUAUCAAAAAAACUAAAAAUGAACAAAUAAUAGAGCCCUGUCAAUAAGAAUUUGGAAAAAACUUUUUAAAAAACAAAGUAUUACUAAGAAAAAUACAUGAAAGAAGUUUUUGAUUCUGAAAAAUAGUGUGAAAUAAAAAUGGUAAAUGUCAAAACCUCACAGGUAAAUAUUUAACAAUUUUGAUAUAGUCCACAGAUGCAGCACUUAACAAUUCUUUUUUAAGAAGGAAAGCACUCUCAAAAAGUAGAAUCGGUUUAUCAACAAAUAGAAAAGGUGCUAUUCCUAUUCUUAAUACAAAGCAAGUUAGUUUUAAAGAUUCAUUUAAAUAAAAAUAUCAUAAAGUGAUAGGACUUUUAUUGUGUAAAUUUCAAUAUUAUUGUAGCCAACUCAAAUUUAAGUGUUGUACAGAAUAAUUAGAAUCAGUAAUUAGCUAUUUGUUAAUAGUUGAGAAAGAAUGAUGAAAAAGACUAAAGUUUUAUAAAGUGGUUAAAAGAAAAAAACAUAGUAAUUAACAUGAUUUAUUUAUUAGGAACACGAUAAUAUUGUAGGAGUUUAAGAAAUUUAAGUUGAUGAUCAAGAUUAUUAUAUAAUAUAUGAAUACUGGGUUGAUUAAUAAAUACAAAAUAAAACUGAAUUAGAAAAAGCCAUUCUUAUAAAUUAAAUGAUUGAAUCGAUUGAGUAUUUACAUGAUAAUGAUAUGAGACAUAGUGCAUUAACAUUAAAUAGUUUUAAAUUGAUUAACAAUAAACCAUUUGGAGUAUUAAAAUUAAUAGAAUUAAAUAAAGUACAUGAAUUAUCAGAAUUAUCUAUUGAAAGUUGGAAAUAUUUAUCUCCUGAGAGUCUUUCUGCUCUUGGGAAUAGAUCAAAAGCAAGAGAUGUAUGGGCUUUGGGAAUUAUAGCUUUAGAAUUAUUAAUGAAUGAGCAUCCAUUUAUUAAAAAUGUUAAAGAAAUUUCAAUUAGAAAAAUAAUGAUGAAGAUAAAUAGUUUAAAUAAUUAACAAAUUGAAUAAAUGUUAAAUAAUUUAAAUAAAGAUUUAAAGCAAUUAAUUUCUGGGAUGAUUUGUAUUGAUCCCCANUUUAAUUAAAAAUUAAUAAUUUUUAGACACAAUUUCUAAAAAAAUUGA